This is a messenger RNA of Malania oleifera, 1068 nucleotides long. RefSeq lists its product as uncharacterized. NCBI's taxonomy places the organism in Eukaryota, Viridiplantae, Streptophyta, Magnoliopsida, Santalales, Ximeniaceae. The record is from RefSeq and is a predicted model, not a curated record. The coding region runs from base 1 to 1068 and encodes 355 amino acids. The transcript has a single exon.
AUGUCUACCCCUAGACCUUCAUCUUAUCAGCAACCAUCUCCUCCUCGGCCCCAAUACAAUAGAUCUUUUCAGAAGACAGUGGUGAAAGCCCGUAAGAGCAUUGAGGCUGAUCGCCAAGUUGAUCGACAAUUACUCCACUCUCACUUUCAGUCUAUUUCCAAGCUAGAAGCCACCAUGGGCCAACUAGCUACAUUUUUUAGUAGGAGAUAUGAGGGUAAGUUGCCAAAUCAAUCUCUAGUGAACCCUAAGGGCCAAUAUGGAGUAGAAUGUGAGUCGGCUGCUGUACCUUCGUCAUAUUUUGAGCAAUCCCAGGUUGUAAUCAUUAUUUGGAGUGGUAAGGAGGUAAACAAUAGAUUUGGGGAGAAGUUAAAGCAAGAAAAGGGUAGGAAGAAGAUGAGGGAAGAAUCCGAUGAUGAACCAUGUGAUCCUCAUUCUCUUAAUCUAGUAGCUGAUACCAAGACACCUACUUCCUCUAAUGAUGUAGCACUUCCCCAUUAUGUCUUUGCAAUGUCAUUCCCUGCAACUCUUCAUGCACCCUCAAAAUCUAAGAAGGAAACCAAUACUGAGUCCAUCAUGGACACAUUUAGGCAAGUCAAGGUUAAUAUUCCUCCCUUAGAUGCUAUUAAGCAAGUGCUUGCAUAUGCCAAGUUCCUUAAGGACUUGUGCAUACAAAAGUGCAAGUCAAGGGUGCACAUAAACCAGCAAGUUAGGUUGACUAAGCAUAUGAGCUCAAUUCUUUUAGGUCACCUUCCUCCAAAACUUAAAGAGCCCAACGCUACCACCAUCUCUUCUGUAAUCGGCAAUUACACCAUCGAUAGGGGUCUUUUAGAUUUGGGAGUGAGUGUGAACCUACUUCUGUACUCAAUCUACAAGCAAUUCAAUUUUGGAGAGCUAAAGCCCACCCCAGUCACCUUGAGUGUCACCAACCGAUCAGUAAAAAAGCCCCAGGGUGUGAUGGAGGACAUCUUGGUCAAAGUCGAAAAGUUCUAUUAUCCUAUUGACUUUGUUGUCUUGGAUAUGGAAUCAUCCGACCUAACCAAGGAUCUGAUCCCUGUCCUAUUAGGAUAA